Necator americanus (New World hookworm) is the source of this 1701-nucleotide messenger RNA. RefSeq lists its product as uncharacterized. Gene Ontology annotation, cellular component: mitochondrial inner membrane; mitochondrial matrix. The record is from RefSeq and is a predicted model, not a curated record. Gene Ontology annotation, biological process: mitochondrial unfolded protein response; protein refolding; apoptotic mitochondrial changes. Gene Ontology annotation, molecular function: ATP binding; protein-folding chaperone binding; ATP-dependent protein folding chaperone. The transcript has 12 exons. The coding region runs from base 1 to 1701 and encodes 566 amino acids. Lineage: Eukaryota; Metazoa; Nematoda; Chromadorea; Rhabditida; Ancylostomatidae.
AUGCUGCGAUUAGCCAGGUCUAGCAUUACCCGUAGUCUUGUCAGAGGAUAUGCCAAAGACAUCAAGUUUGGAGCAGAAGGCCGUAAAGCCAUGCUAGUUGGUGUUGACUUGUUAGCUGACGCCGUCUCAGUAACUAUGGGUCCCAAAGGCAGAAACGUCAUUCUUGAACAAUCAUGGGGAGGUCCUAAGAUCACCAAAGAUGGAGUCACAGUUGCAAAAGCUAUUGAACUGAAAGAUAAAUACCAUAAUCUAGGAGCUAAGCUUAUCCAAGAUGUCGCCAAUAAGACCAAUGAAGAAGCUGGAGAUGGUACUACUUGCGCUACAAUCCUUGCCCGCUCAAUAACUAAAGAAGGUUUUGAAAAUAUCAGCAAAGGAGCCAAUGCUGUUGAGAUUCGACGUGGUGUCAUGACGGCAGUAGAUCUUAUUGUAGAUGAUCUGAAAGUUCAGAGCAAGAAGGUUACGACUCCUGACGAGAUCGCUCAGGUUGCCACUAUAUCAGCAAAUGGUGACAAAGCCAUUGGAAAUCUUAUCUCGGAAGCCAUGAAAAAGGUUGGAACGAAAGGUGUAAUCACCGUGAAAGAUGGGAAGACCUUGAAUGAUGAAUUAGAGCUGAUUGAGGGCAUGAAGUUUGACCGGGGUUACAUUUCCCCUUAUUUCAUAAAUACUACUAAAGGAGCUAAGGUGGAGUACGAGAAGGCUCUGGUGCUUAUGAGCGAGAAGAAAAUUAGCAAUGUACAAGACAUUGUCCCGGCCCUUGAACUUGCCAAUAAGGUUAGGAAACCUCUUGUAGUCAUCGCCGAAGAUAUCGACGGGGAGGCUCUCACCACUAUGGUUCUUAAUAGGCUGAAGGUAGGACUUCAAGUUGUUGCAGUCAAAGCUCCUGGGUUUGGUGAUAACAGGAAGAACACACUAAGAGAUAUGGCUAUUGCAACUGGUGGUACUGUAUUUGGAGACGACUCAAAUCUAGUCAAGCUUGAAGACAUUCAGUUGAGCGACUUCGGAGAGGUAGAGGAAGUGACCGUUACGAAGGACGAUACCCUUUUAUUGCGUGGUAAAGGAGAACCUGCCGAAAUAGAGAAAAGAAUUGAACAAAUCAGCGAUGAACUUGAGAACUCCACCAGCGAAUACGAAAAGGAAAAGCUGAACGAACGUCUUGCCAAACUGUCCAAAGGCGUUGCGGUCUUGAAAGUGGGUGGAGCUUCAGAAGUUGAGGUUAACGAGAAAAAAGACCGUUUCACUGAUGCUCUUUGCGCCACUCGUGCUGCUGUUGAGGAAGGAAUUGUUCCCGGCGGAGGUGUUGCUCUUCUUCGAGCUCUAAAGAGUCUUGACAAGUUCAAGGCUCCGAAUGAGAACCAGCAUGUAGGAGUAAACAUUAUAAGAAAGGCAGUUCGUGAACCAAUCUGCACGAUUGUGAAGAACGCUGGGAUCGAACCUGCUUCGAUUGUUGAGAAGAUUCUCGCGAACACUAACCCUGGAUACGGAUAUGACGCUCUCAAUGACAAAUUCGUAGACAUGUUCGAAGCCGGUAUCAUUGACCCUACUAAGGUAGUACGAACAGCUCUACAAGAUGCUGCCGGCGUAGCCUCUUUGCUGGCGACAACAGAGUGUGUUGUGACAGAAUUACCUAAGGAAGAGCCAGUCCCAGGAAUGGGUGGCGCUGGCAUGGGCGGCAUGGGAGGAAUGGGUGGAGGAAUGUACUAA